This is a messenger RNA of Nicrophorus vespilloides, 847 nucleotides long. Its product is annotated as sentrin-specific protease 8-like. The transcript has 2 exons. The record is from RefSeq and is a predicted model, not a curated record. NCBI's taxonomy places the organism in Eukaryota, Metazoa, Arthropoda, Insecta, Coleoptera, Silphidae. Gene Ontology annotation, molecular function: deNEDDylase activity; cysteine-type peptidase activity. Bases 166 to 819 code for a protein of 217 amino acids. Gene Ontology annotation, biological process: proteolysis.
UGUGACAUUUACUGUAAAUAUACAUCUGCCAAAAUUGAAUUUGAACUUAUUUUUAACCAAUUCUACUUAUUUGUAUUGUAAAAGCCAGUAUAGAUAUACUUCCUAUUAAUACUAUGCAUUUGGACAUAUAGUCUGCAGCUCAUGUUAUAAGAAGAUAGUAUCAAAAUGUCCAAUAAUCCUGUUGUUUUGAACUUCCAUGAGAGUCUUCUGAGGGUGUCCGAUGUAGAACUCUUGACUGGUCCCAGCUGGCUCAAUGAUACAGUGAUAUCCUUCUACUUUGAGUAUUUGGAAGUCAGAAAGUUCAAGAACAAUCCCACACUGCUGUUUGUGCCUCCACAGGUGACGCAAUGCGUAAAAAUAACACCUGUUCAAGAAAUCUCAGUCUUCCUGAACCCAUUGGACUCUGGCACCAAGGAUUUCAUUUUCUUCGCUCUCAAUGAUAAUGAACAAACAGAAGUAUCUGGGGGAACACAUUGGAGUCUCCUGGUGUUUUCCUAUCCUGAGAAAAAAAUUUACCACUUUGAUUCUUCCCAUGGUUCCAACCAGUACCAAGCAAUGGAGUUAGGCUCUAAGAUUUUGCUCUACUUUGGCAUCAAUCACUGUGAUAGGAUUUAUGAGCCCAAAUGUUUGCAACAGAACAAUGGAUAUGAUUGUGGCAUUCAUGUAUUAGCACAAUGCGAACACUUGGCAAAUUUUGCUCUGAAACAUAGGAAAAUUGAAACUUGUCCAGCCCUGGAAAGAGAAACUGUGCAGAUGAAGAGAAGGGACAUCCUUAAUUUAAUUAAUUCCUUAAGAAAACCCCGGACCUACGAUGGAUGAAUUAAAUAAAUAAUGUAAUUGGAAUCUU